Aspergillus nidulans FGSC A4 is the source of this 351-nucleotide messenger RNA. RefSeq names its product RidA family protein. The record is from RefSeq and is a predicted model, not a curated record. Bases 1 to 351 code for a protein of 116 amino acids. NCBI's taxonomy places the organism in Eukaryota, Fungi, Ascomycota, Eurotiomycetes, Eurotiales, Aspergillaceae. The transcript has 3 exons.
AUGUCACGCCAACUCAUCUCCAGCGAGAAAUUUCCUCUCAAGCCUCACAACUGCCCAGCAACCAAAGUUCCCGGCCUCGUCUUCCUUGCCGGUCAAACCGCCACAGGCGAAAUCAAGCAGGCAACUCGCACCGUUCUCCAAAACAUAAAAGAAGUCCUCGAGCUCUCUGGGUCGUCCCUGGAACAGGUGGUGAAAUACAACGUUUACCUCGCCGAUAUGAAGGACUUUGCGGCCAUGAACGAGGUCUACAUUGAGUUUCUGCCCAAGCCGAUGCCGUCAAGAUCUUGUCUCCAGGCGCUGCCUCCGGGCGAGGGAACCGUUAUUGAGAUUGAGUGCAUUGCGCAGGUUUAG